AUGUCCACGAACACCGUCUCUCAAGCAGGAGAGAUGAGGACUCACGGCGUACCCAACGACCUUCUACCCAAUGUCAACUCGAUCGCUGUCAUCCUGCUGAUGCCAGUCCUGACCCACUUUUUGUAUCCUUCGCUUCGACGAUGGAACAUCGCUUUCCCUCCAAUUACUCGCAUGGCGGUGGGGUUCGGGUUUGAAGCAUUCGGCAUGGGGUAUGCCGCGGGCAUUCAAGGCUGGAUCUACAGCUCUGGACCAUGCUAUGACCAUCCGCUCGCUUGUCCCGACUCGAACAAUGGCAUGAUUCCAAACGACGUCCACAUCGCAACACAAAUCCCCGUCUACAUCCUCCAGGGUCUGAGCGAAUCCUUUGCCUUUCCUGCUUGCUACGAGUACGCAUACACCAAGGCGCCGAAAAGUAUGAAGUCCAUUGUACAAUCGAUCCUUUCGCUGUCAUUCGCCGGCGCUGCCAUCAUUGGGUUGGCUUUGAGUCCGACUUAUCACGACCCGCAUCUCCUCGUCAUGUACGCAAGUCUCGCUGGAGUCAUGUUUCUUACUACGGUCAUAUUCGUUCUGGUCUUCUGGAAGUACAACAGGACGGAAAAUGAGAUGAACGCCAAACUCAGAGCUUGA
This is a messenger RNA of Aureobasidium uvarum, 627 nucleotides long. Lineage: Eukaryota; Fungi; Ascomycota; Dothideomycetes; Dothideales; Saccotheciaceae. The record is from the annotation of a GenBank genome assembly.